UUAAUCACUUUGUGAGCAGGUAGAGUGAGGGUGCGAUGUUCGAAACGUGUAUUCCUGUCUUGAAACUUAAAUUGAUGCCAUAUUAUUUGUACGUCUGUAUGUAUGUUUUAUAAAAGAGUCAAUAAAAAAAAACAAAAAACGCCCUAUAUAGUCGCCAUCAUGGCUACGUGGCAGAAGGGACGGGUUAACUUGAGUGGUUGCAAUUUACCAUUAAAAAGGAGAUAAGAAGAAGUGGGUAAUAUAUUGCGGCCGUCAUUUCCUGUAAGUGCACAACAGAAGUAAUAUAUAAGUACACACAGUCUAUGUAUUCAAGUAUACUUAUGGAAGUACUCCUUUUGAAACACAACCAAUUGAGCUUCCUGGUGCACAGUUUACUCAGAGCUUUUAUUUUGGAGCUUCCUGCCGACUUGAGCGUGUCCCUGAAUGAUGGGUGUGGUCGUCACUGUACAGGUGUACUUAUGAUGCACAGGAUGGGUUUUGCACUGUGUGUCUUUAGGAACGCGUGACUUUUGUUGGAAGUAAACCGUUUGAAGUUGAAAGGAUGGAGCGUCUCAAGUUAGUCUUGCAGUAUUUCCAGUCCAACUCGGAGUCCAUCUCCAACGGGAUUUGCGUGGUCCUGGCCUUGGUGAGCGUGAAGCUUUACACCAGCCUGGACUUCAACUGUCCCUGCCUUCCUCGCUACAACAAAGUCUACUCUUUCGGGGUGAUGGUGGUCCCACCCAUCAUCCUCUUCUUCCUGGGGGUCCUGGUCAAUCGACACACGGGAGUCAUGGUGGACGAGUGGAUGAGGCCGGUCGGGAAACGGUCCAAAAAUCCAGCUGUGGUCAAAUACUUAUUCUCAGCGAUGAUCCAGCGGGCCUUUCUUGCACCGAUGGUGUGGAUCCUGGUCACGUUGCUGGAUGGAAAAAUAUUCAUCUGUGCUUUCAGUGUGAGUGUGGAUCCUGCACUCUUCUCAGGUUUGCCCAACAACACGGGCCUGGAUGCCAUCAAAAUCAUGGCCAAAGUUCCCUGCAAGGAGGAUGUCAUCUUCAGGAAUAGCUCUUUCCAUAAAGCCGUUUCUCGUUACGUUCGCUGCUAUUCACAGGCAGUUGGCUGGUCCGUCCUCCUUUUCUUGAUUGUACUGGGAGCGCUGGGACGCCUCAUCAAGCCUUGUGUGGACGACCACGCCACCUUCCUGCAGACGCGCUACUGGAGCAACUACCUGGACGUGGAGCAGAAGCUCUUUGAUGAAACCUGCGUCCUCCAUGCUCGAGACUUUGCCCAAAAGUGCGUUGUGCAGUUCUUCCAGGAUGUGAGGGAGGACGUGGACCUCUGUCCCCCGCAACCACAUCUCAUUCAACACUUCACACAGGAGUCGGACGAGGACGAGGUGGAGCGACUUCAUGGGAUAACAAAGCAGGAGCAAGUGGACCAACUUCUCCAAAAAUGGUAUUUCAGUAAACCUGAACUGGACAUCACCAAAACCUACAAACCCAGGAUGCACACAACUUGGAAGCAAGGGCGGGAGAGCUUAUCUUCUAAUGUGUAGGCCUCAUUUACACACAAAAUACUCAACGCAGGGCCUAAUUAUGGCUGACUGACGUCGACAUAAGCGGUUGUCAACACAACACCACUAAGUAAGUGAAGUGUAAGUGAAUGAGGUAGGAUUCCUUAUUUAUGAAGGAAUAUUUGUGUACUUUUUUGUAAUUAGGACCUUUUACAGUAAAUAUUGUUUUUAACAUGAUUAGAGCCCUCUAGGCAUGAAAUAACACCCCUAUAGCCACCUUUACACUCCUGUUACCCAAUGUAGUACACGUAAUAAGAGCCAAUAAGCCAUUUAAGACACAAAUAAGACUCAUGCUGGUGUCUGUUGCUAUAAAUGUGUUCCGAGGAGAGCGGUAGUGGCAGGCGAAUGGGAGGGCUCUAGAGCUGAAUCUAAUCCAGGGGUGUCCAAACAUUGUGAAAAAUGAAAGGAUGCAACUUUGCCACAUUCAUAUUUUGUAAAAAAGUGAUGUAUAUUUCAAGAAAAAAAACGCAUCUCAUGUUUGUGAUACACUGUAGGUGAAAAAGUCAUCAUUAGUAGCAACUUCACACGUUUCCCCCAUUUUUGCCGUUUUUCCAGUUAUUUCAUCUUCCUUCUUGAAUAAUCUUCGGAAAUUUUCUUUUUGUAAUAUGAUGACUUUAUUCCCAUAAUAUUUGGACUUUAUUUCCAUAACAUUAUAACUUUUUCCCCAACCUAAUUUGUUUGUUUCUCAUAAUAUUACGACUAAAUAUAUAUAUUUUUUCUUUAAUAUUUCAUCUCACUAAAAUGACAAUAUUUUUACUUCUAAUGUUACGAAUUUAUUCUGGUAAUUAUAAUAAUGUUUUUCUCUUAAUAUUUUUUACUUCAUUCUCAUAAAAUGACAGCUUUUUUUUCAUUUUUGUUGGGUUUUUUUAAAAUACCAUUUUCCACCUUUCUUUUUGUAAAUGUCCUUCUCGUAAUUAUGGCUUUAUUCCCAUAAUAGUUAUAGUUAUAGUUAUAAUUUUUGGAAAAUUAUAACUUUUUGCGCAACUGAAUUUUAACUUUAUUUGUUGUUUUGUUUGUUUCUCACAAGAUUGCGACUGUUUCUUUACUAUUCCAACUUUAUGCUGCCAAUGUGACGUUAUUUUUCGACUUUAUUCUUGUAAAAUUACUGCUGAAUUUCCCAUUUUUUUCCUGUUGUUUGUUUGUUUUCUUUUUAGUUUUUUCGUAAAAUUCUUUUUUAUAGAAUGUGCUGCAGGCCAAUAAAAAAAAAAACGCUGUUGGCCCCAAAUGGCCCCCAGGCCGCACUUUGGACAACCCUGAUCUAAUCGAAUAACUACAACAGUCAUUUUUAUUGCAAAUGUUGGUCCGAAAUUGGAGGACAACUUUGAGGCGUGUCAGCACCCCUGCUUGACACGGUUUCGUGUGCGUUUGCAUGUAGGAAGAAAAGAUUUGAAUAUGUUUGGGUGCCAGGUAAGAUGUUGGUGUUGGUGGCGCAUUCACAUGAUGGAAACAUGCAAAGGGGCAUUUCAAACUUCAGUCAACGUUUGUGCUUUAUUAUUCUGGCGGCCAUGGCAACCAAGCGGCAUCAGCAUGUAGGUUCAAUAUUUAUUCAUGUCAGUGUUUCCAAUACACUUUCCCAACACACGCUGACCACUGUUGAUUUGAAUUGUAUUGUUUGAAAUACAUUGACCUGUUUGACCUUUGGAUGGACGCUAAGAGGGGUACUGCAUGACGUUUCAAGGCCAGUCGAUACCGAUAUUUUUCAUAGUGAAAAAUGAAAGCAUAUGCUAACAAGCUAUAUAUAUAUUUCAAGAAAAAAGUGCAUCUGAGCUUUGUCAUAUACCGUGGGUCAGUGGUCACCAACCUUUUUGAGAUCAGGAUCCCCUUCCCACCCCACCAUAUAUAUCUGCUGAGAACAUCUUAUACUGUAUAUACAGUAUGCAAUACAGUGUUCCCUCGUUUAGCACAGUUGAUAAGUUCCCAAAAUAGCCCCCAAUAAGUGAAAUCCGAGAAGUCGCUAACUUUAUGCGUUUACAAUGAUUAUAUAUGUUUUAAGGCUGUAAAACCCCUCACCAUACACUUUAUACACUUUUCUCAGACAGGCAUGAACAUUUGAUCACAUUUCUCUCUUGUUUAAACACUCUCAAAGUUCACAUUUCCUUUGAAUUUGAAUGAUCAACCUACUAGGUUGGACACACGAAAUGAUCAAGUGACUCAUGUGUAUUUCACUCCUGUGACCGUGCCUUGUCUUGGCGCUGUUCGGUUGUCUCGUUUUUGUAUCCUUGUUAAAACAUAUUGCUCCUGCCGUCGUCCUCCUCCUCAUCCUGCUCAUUGAACUAAAGAUUCAUUUAGCCGGUUAGCUUAUUCUUCUUCUAUUGUUUACUGGUGGUUAGCAAGCAGCUCACACAGUUAGCUAGUGUUAGCUCGUUAGCUAGUGCCACGGCACAAAGGAGAGAGAGAUUGACAAUGGUCUACAGCCAAUCAGGACGCAGAACACAAUGGGCGGGUUCCCCCUUAGCCAAUCAGGACUGUUGUGGCUUUAUAUUUAGCUGGCUAUUGUCACUCUGUGGGUUCCUACUAUGCUCGUACGGGCACGUAAACGCAUACUGAGAACAGGUGGAGCUGCACACGUCUUCAACUCUAACAAGAGUAUACAACACCCUCUACUGGUGGCAGUAGUAAAUACAAUAACAAUGCAACAGAGCACCUAUUGAUCGCUGUAAUACACUACAAGCAUGCACAACACAAUGCGCGUUCAUACGCUGUGAAAAAAAGAAGCAAAAUUGCACUUCAAAAAUCUGUGAAACAGUGAAUUUGCGAAGUGUUAUGUAGCAAGGGAGCACUGUACUGUACAUGCUUUGUGUUAUUAUUUCUUGCUUUCAACAUUUCAGCUUUUUCUCAUUGUGGCUUUUGCCAUAUUUUUAUCAUUUUUUAAAUUGUACUUUGUUUCUGCAGUGAUGCAAUGACAAAUGAGCCACGGGCCACAGAUGGCCCCUGACCCACGCUUUGGGCACCCCUUCACCCUUACUUUUGUGGCUCUUGGUCGGGGUUGGGCUUGAGGCGUCGGCUCCAUGAGCAAACCACAACUCUUAUUUGGCUUGUUGGCUCAGUGCAGUGUUACUCCCUCCCUCUCUCGCUCGACCUUCUUGCUAGCGCCGGGGGCCGAGUCGGUGUAUGAGGCGAGCCGGCGUACUAGUGCACCUCUGGCCGGGUUUUGGGGACUGGGCUCCUUGCUGGGGCUUGCGGGUCGCGAGGCGAGGCGUAUUCAGUGGACAAAAUGCGUGCCUGUUGGCGGCUCUCUCGGAGGUGAGGGCCCUGAUCAUUUUUUUCAAAUGUUCUCACGAUCGACCGGCAAAGUCCCAAAGAUCGACCAGUAGCCCACGAUGGACGGGUUGGCGACCCCCUGCUGUAGGUGGAUAAGUCUAUUAUUAGUAUCAACUUCUCUCUUUGCUCUUUUUCUCAUUUCUGUCAAAUUUGGCCAAUAUUUUGACUUUCUUUUUAAAUAAUCUUCUCACAUUUUCUUCUUGUAAUAUUUGGCCUGUAUUCUAACAUUU
This is a messenger RNA of Dunckerocampus dactyliophorus (ringed pipefish), 5037 nucleotides long. It is a transcript of the gene calhm3, whose product is annotated as calcium homeostasis modulator 3. Gene Ontology annotation, molecular function: monoatomic cation channel activity. Bases 542 to 1528 code for a protein of 328 amino acids. The transcript has 4 exons. The record is from RefSeq and is a predicted model, not a curated record. NCBI's taxonomy places the organism in Eukaryota, Metazoa, Chordata, Actinopteri, Syngnathiformes, Syngnathidae.